AUGGCUUGGCAGUCCCCGUCAGCCAUGGCUGGGGUCGGAGGAAUGCCCGGGGCGAUGGGCGAUGGGCCUUCCAAUGGCGGACACCCGCAGGGCACAGAAUACACGUUGCAAGGUGUGAUGCGGUUUCUGCAGACAGAAUGGCAUCGGCACGAGCGCGACCGCAACGCGUGGGAAAUCGAGCGCGCAGAGAUGAAGUCUCGCAUCGGUCGGUUAGAAGGUGACCUUCGGACGAGCAAGCGCCUACACGAGUCUCUCAGCAAGCACGUUCGCUUGCUGGAGACGGCGCUGAAGAAAGAGAGGGAGAAGACAAAGAAGCUAUCCAACAACGAGAAAAUCGAGCUCCCUAAAGACUCGAAGGAGAUUGCGCGCGAGAGUGUGCAAUUCUUGAAAGAACAACGCUCCAAGCCAACUCCAGACCUUGGCGCGGACCAAGACGAUGAGCGCCCCGACCAGUUCGAAUUCCGCCAGGACGACGAGCGCGAAAAAUCACGGGUCUACCUGUCCAAAUGCGCACAGGAGGUCGCCUACCAUGUUAUUCCCACAUCCCACCCAGCCCCUGACAUGAGUGACCCCGACCUUUCCAGCCAUCUGUAUGGAAACCAGCACCUCUCCCAACAGAACCUGGAGGAAGCGUACCUUCAGCAACAACGACAAAAGGCAAAUCAUGUCAUGGCGCGCGAGGUGGCGCUUCAGAACCACCAGGCCGGGGGCUCGCACUACGCUGAGAACGCAGCCAUGUCUCGCGCCGACAACCAGUAUGGGAACCCGUCCAUUCCCCACGAAGCACUGGAGCGACGUCCUUUGGAACCGCAGCAGACGCCUGUUACCGCGAUCGACAACCGGAGGCAGACAUACGAACAAGGCUUGGUUGACGAUCGUGGCAUGGAACCCAAUGCUCAAGGAUCUCACGUGGUGGUAAAGGAGGGCAAUGAGCGGAUGGAAGACAUGGAUGGGUGGAAUUUUGACGACGCGGUGGAACAUGAACCGACAAACGAGUCCAUUCCUCCCCAUCGUCCUGAUACGGACGCAUUCCCAAACGCCAACUUUGUUCGUACCAAGUCGCCCCCGAGAAGCGGCUCGUUGUCCCACCGGCGGAAGAGCUCUGGUGCCCGGCGGAAGAGUGACGGCACCGUUGACGCUGGCGCAACAUUCGGACAGCAACAAGAUACAAACUUUAAGGUUCGAUUCGCCCUCCGUGGUCACCUCGAUGUCAUUCGCUCUGUAAUUUUUACGGGCGGCGGCAGCCCAUCGGAGCCCGAGAUCUGCACGUGCAGUGACGACGGAUCGAUCAAGCGAUGGAUCAUCCCGGCCACCUACGGUGGGUUCGGAGCGCAUGGCCCCAAUUCCAGCAACGAUCUCGACAUCACUAGCUAUUUUACGCACCGCGGCCAUGUGGGCGCCGUGACCUCGCUCGCGGCCUGCUCUCCGUCGCAGAAUAUUUCCAACGGCGGCCGUAUCUUCGGCGACGGAUGGGUGUUCUCUGGUGGUCAAGAUGCCAGCGUGCGCGUGUGGGAACGUGGUCGAGUUGACCCCAAGGCUACCUUGGACGGACAUACAGACGCGGUGUGGGGGCUCUGUGUCCUCCCGGGGACUGCGGGCUCUGUCUUUGGAGACGCUUGCAGCCAUUACGGUGGACCGGACCGCAUCCUGCUGGCAUCCGGUGCUGCUGAUGGCCGCAUUCUAAUCUGGGCUGUCAGUGCCCCUCCUCAGCUCUCUUCACCACAGGCGGGGUCGCGUCGCCAGGGUGGAAGCCGGCGUGCAAACUCGAUCUCCUCUGGAUCCAACUUCCCAUCUUCUCCGCAACCCAGCGUCGCCACCGCGACGCCCUUCAACUACACCCUUGUUCACCACAUCGUUCGCAGCGACUCGCCUUCUCCAACUUGCAUCAGCCCCCUGUCUCUUGCCGGGGUUAACUUUGUUGUUUCCUUCUCGGAUGCUUCCAUUCUCGUCUACGAUACACGGACGGGCGAGGAAAUUGCGGGCAUGGCCAGCCUUGAAACAUACGAUGGCACGCCCUCAACUGGAGUCAACUCCGUGGUCGCUACAACUGUUGGCUUCGACGGUUCGGCCAACCUGGACCCAAGCCGGAAUAUGGCGGAGGAGGAAGUGGUUCACGGUGCUACCGGUUCCAGUAGUGUGGAGGGUGUGAUUAUCAGUGGUUACGAGGACCGGUACAUUCGUUUCUUUGAUGCUAAUAGCGGUCAAUGCACGUACACCAUGCUGGCCCAUCCCGCUGCGAUUGCGUCCCUAUCAUUGUCUCCGGAUGGACGUGAACUCGUUUCGGCCGGCCACGACGCAAGCUUGCGGUUCUGGAACCUCGAGAAGCGCAGCUGCACACAGGAACUGACCAGUCACCGGUUGAUGCGCGGUGAGGGCGUCUGUGCCGUCGUCUGGAGCCGCGAUGGUCGCUGGGUCGUCAGCGGCGGCGGCGAUGGCGUGGUCAAGGUCUUUUCGAGGUGA
Penicillium riverlandense is the source of this 2460-nucleotide messenger RNA. Its product is annotated as cell differentiation and development protein Fsr1. Gene Ontology annotation, molecular function: protein binding. Lineage: Eukaryota; Fungi; Ascomycota; Eurotiomycetes; Eurotiales; Aspergillaceae. Bases 1 to 2460 code for a protein of 819 amino acids. The transcript is spliced from 4 exons. The record is from RefSeq and is a predicted model, not a curated record.